UGUAUGUUCGUCCAGUGUUUAAACAUGAUUGCUUAGGAACUUGUUUAGAUUCCCCAAAGGAAUGCAUGGAACAAACAAAAUCAGAAAAGAGUAUAUCCGUUCAUACAUCUCUCCGGGGAUACUUAACUGAAAAAAUGAGGCAAGCGACGAACAGGCUCCAUGCCAAACAUUAACAAGGAGUCAAAUAAAGCGAGAGCAUGCACCAUGGCGUUGCAAAACAGUGGUUUCCGCUUAAUUGAAAUACAGUGUACCAAACAUUUUCAGAAAAUUAACUCAAGGCUAAUUGGUUGAACGCGCUCUGCCAUAAGUUAUAUAAACAUGUAUUCAGGGUUAUCUCAGCACGCCAUCUCGCUCUUUAACACCUCUGUUUGCCACAGCAUUAUUAUAGUAAUACACACACAUACCUAUUUUAAAAUAGAUAUAGCUCAGCUAGUGUACAAUUUCCUCUUCUAUUUCAAGAAAUUGCAUUAUCUGUUAGUGAUUUUCAUAGAUUGCAAUUACGUCACCUCACCUUGACAUGGUGGAGCGCCUGAACCAACUAAAUCAUUUAACUGGCCUCCCCUACCUUGUAAAGUUCAUAUAAAAGAAUUGUGAGAUGUACAAGUUUGGCCGCCAACGUUUACAGGAGAUAUCUGUUUAAAUUGUUCAGGUGUAAGAGAAUAGCUGAAACGUGGGCAACGCUCUUAAAGCAACCUUAUGGAAUAUCAGCUGUUUUUACAGAGCCAAUACUUCCAACCUGCUGACCUUGGUACUGUAAAUAUGAGUGCAGUGCAGCUAUGAUCAUCAGAGGCUGCCUAAAACAAGCCUGUGAAGAGGGACAUCACAACUUUAUAUGACAUUGAAUUCAAUCGUAAUUUGUUUGAAAACAAGAUGUCGUGUAUACUCGGAUCAUAGAAGAAAAAAUAAAUAGUAUUCAUGAGAGAACGUAUUUAAAAUUGUUUUGCCAGCCAGUAAACAUAUCAAACGAGGCAUGGGACACCCUUGUGGUUUAAGAGUCUGUAACAUAAAAAGAGAAAAGGCUUGGCACCUGCAUGCUUGGAGGAAAGAAAACAACAUUUUACCAUCUUAAUAAGAUGUUUAAUAGUAACUUUAAAAAGCGCAUAAAAUCGUAAUACAGAAGUUGAUGUUUUGUUUUGUCAGAAAUGGACCAAGUGGGUGGUACCUUCUGUGGUGAGAGUCAGCGAGAACACGUGAUCAUACAAUGACCAAUCAGGUGCAUCUCCAGGUUCAAGUAUGUUAAAUGUCAGAUUGCAAUAAACUAGAAGCUGUUGGUCGGGCCCGCGGAAAUGGGCGAGCAUAAUCUCCUUAAUCCCGGGUUUGUGGGACCUUUGGUAAACAUCCACACUGGAGAUACAUUUUACUUUCCAAAUUUUAGAGCAUCUGGUGGACAACUGGCGGGGCUGCCGUCUCUCUCCUACCCAAGGCGGGACAAUGUUUGCUCCUUGCCGUGGAACCCAUCGGAGCCGUGCAAUGGAUACCCUCAAUCAUAUUUCAACAGUCCCGUAUCCAUUAACCCUUCAUUCAACCGUUCAUGUGAACUAAUCCGACCGGAGGAAGGCAAGUGCUAUUAUAACAGUGGCAAUGUAAACAGAGAGAGUUGUUCUGAUGGCAAUAGUCUUAAACGGGAGGAGAGAGCAAGAGACAAUACUGUGUCUGCUGAGCAUGUGCUUCACAAUGGAAUGACCAAUAGUGGUACCUACUCAAAGUAUGACUACGGGACAGAACAGAUCAGUCAAGAUCCGCCGUCUUGUCAGUCUUUGGAGUCCGAUUCCAGCAACUCGCUGCUCAACGAGGGAGGCAAGACCUCGAUCAGCGACCCCCAGACCCUGGUAUCGCCGGGAAGUCACACAAACAUAGCCUCUGGCGGAGGUGCGCCGUGGUACCCAAUGCACACUCGUACCCGCAAGAAAAGAAAGCCAUACUCCAAGCUCCAACUGGCGGAACUGGAGGGCGAGUUCAUGAUGAACGAGUUCAUUACCAGGCAGCGGCGGAGGGAGUUGUCAGACAGGCUCAACCUCAGCGACCAGCAGGUCAAAAUCUGGUUCCAAAACAGGAGGAUGAAGAAGAAAAGACUCUUGCUGCGGGAGCAGGCGCUGGCUUUCUUUUAGAAAGAGUCGUGAUGCGAAUAAUAGUAUUCCUGUAGAAAUUCUGCAGCAGCCCCCCCCCCAACCUAUUGAGGUUUACUGCCGCCUCUGGCUUUCACCAGAAACAUGCACAUUUGCCCCACACAGUCAAAGCUCAGUAAGUGUAAAUGUAAAUGUUAGACAUCAUACAGCACCAACAACGACAGACGAAGAGCCAGGAAUAAACAAGUGAGAAUGCGAUCCCGUAUGAGUGUGGUGUAUGUAUAUUUAGGUGGCGUCUGUAGAUGUGCUGUUGAAUGUCCAAUAAGAGGAUAAUUCCCUGUGUUUCUGGACUUUACUCAUUCGAGUCUGUUACAUUCACUAUACAGUGAAGUUAGAAUACAAAGGAUAGCAGACUGCUCUAGUAGGCCUACAUGUUUUAAAAGUAUUAAUAUAGCGACGGGGUGGUGGUGGCAGAUAAAUGCUGUUUACUUAGCUGAAGAGGCAUGUGUUGUCAUCAGAACCCCGUGUAAUAUCCGGCUUAUUCUGCCACGGAGGAAACUAAGUAGUGUAGACAGGCUCGAUGCAGAGGGAAAGGGAAUCUGAAAAACACCAGAGGCACAGUUCCAAACAAAAGCAUUGCGUCUGCAGUGUCUCACAUGCUUCCAUAUCCUACUUUGCCAACUUUUCGGGUACGUCACACGGUGCUUUAUGGAAAGAAUCUCAACCCAAAAUGGUCAGUAGUCUAUUGCCUAUGACUGAGCCAAACUCAAUUGCGUUUCCGUCUGUGUUUAGUUUGUACCAUGUGUGCCAUGGCGCACGUUCAUGGUCACGGAUACAAAGGUUGGUCCCAGAGCUGUACAUUGAAUGGUGGUGAAGGUGCUCCUCCUUAGCAAUUUUCACUCCAACAUUCUGUGAACAGGCACAUUUAUUUUGGCUAUAUGGUGCCAAUUGCCAGAACACGUUUUCUUUCUUUCCUGUUCCACGACAUUGCAUGUGUCAUACAGCUUGCAAGUUCCGAUGGUCAAGGGCAGUGUAAUUUAUAAUGUUGCGCGCACCCAGCUUCCCGCUGCUAUUCGUUAGGCCCCGUUGAUACUUGGGGCUUUUGUAGAAUUGACCGUAGACGAACUUGAAAUCCGUACAACUCUCCUGUGCUGUAAAGUUUAAGGAGACGCACAGCCCCCCUGUACGUUCCCCUCGCUCGUUUUAAGCUUAUAAACACAGGACCGGUCCAAAUGUGGAAACAUCAUGGGUUCAAGCCAUUCACCGGAUUUAAUUUUAAGUGGAUGAAGCUAAAAAGCAUACAGUUCUGUACAUUCCCAACAAAGGGAGGUCUAAUUGUUGUAUACAGAAAUGUAAUUUAUUGUUAUUAUGAAUGAAAUAUCCCCGAAAUAUAUGUGGUGCAUGCAGUCUGAUCAUUUAAUAUGUAGGCUAUAUUGUCUCCCUUUUUGAUAACUCUGAGCUCGAGUUUUUGAAGACACUUUACCUCAAAUGGUGUUUCGAUUUUGUCAUAUUUAAAGCGAGAAAUACCUGUUAAAAGUCUACUUUCUGAAUAGCCACGUAGUAUUUAUUAUUAUUAUUAUUAUUAUUAUUAUUAUUAUUAUUAUUAUUAUAAGGAUACUAUUAUUAUUCUUUACAUGGUAUCAUUUAACUGGUUGAUGCUGCUUAAGCCUUUUUUUCCCUUCCGCCCAUGUGAACGGCAUGUUUUAAACGUUAGGCCUACUCUCCAUAGCUAUAGAUUUGGGUAAAGUGUGAACUUCAUACUGCUAAUCGAAAAUGUGUAUAUUCUCACAGAAUAACUUGGAAGUGUUUGUUAUGUCGUAUAUAUAAUUCGAUUGGGUUCCUCCCUGUUGUAUGUCGCAUCAGUAUUGCAUUCCCAUUCUAUCUCCUUGUCUUGUAUAAAAUGUUACGAGUACACGAAUGUAUCCAUGUGUAUUGUUUAUGGAAAAAUAAAGUCUAUGAACAUUGUAAUCUAGCCGAUCUGCAAGCCAUAUUGAAAGGCACCACAAUCGCCUACUGUUUAAAAAUAUAACACAAUUGCGGUUUGAUACCUUACCUCUAAACGCGUGCUUUGCGACAUUUAAAGAUCUGAAUAUGGAUGCUGUACUAUCCCAGCUUUACAUAAAAGGACCCCGUCUACAGUGACAAUGGUGCAGUGAAAGAUUUGGGAGUAAAAUGUUGGGGUUUUGUGUGUGCUUUUUGGUGUGCCGUAACUGCACAUCCCAUCUUACCAAAUGGUGCUGUGUUGAUGUCAAUGACACGGAAGAGGGUGCCAACAUUGCUUUCCAGUUGUACAAAUGCACAAUUGGCCUACAUGUGGAAACCGGAAUCACGAACGAAAUCUUGGACGGCCACACCUUUCAUACACACCGCUAACUCUAGAUUGUAUAUUGUUUUUGUUUUUGUUUGUUAAACUUAUGUAAGAAUAUGAUUUCACAUUUACAUCUGGUCUUUUCUCACGCGCAAAUGUAGGUGGUGAUCAGAUGAUGUUCCCUAACAAAUAAGGUGAGCACUCAGUAGAAUGCGACUUCGUUCUUUCUUCUUCUUCUUCUUCUUCUUCUUCUUCUUCUUCUUCUUCUUCUUCUUCUUCUUCUUCUUCUUCUUCUUCUUCUUUUGUAACCUUGAAUAGUAGUUACAAAACCAAACACUUGUUUUGUGAUAUUAAGCUAUUCAGUAUCACAGAUGACGGAAACAUAGACCUGCCCUGGACUUCUACUGACUAAAAUCACGAGGCAGACAGAAAAUGCUAAUAAGAAAUGGGCGUUAAGUGUCAAUAUUGCACUGAUCGAUAUGAUGUCAAUGAGACAUUAGUUCAUUCUUCAUUGUUUUUUUUUAAUGGAUCAACUUGGUGUGAAGUUGCGUAGUUUCUGAAAGGAAACCAUUGUGCUGAUUUGCUUAGUGGGAUUUACAACACAUGAAUAUUCAUUUAUUAAAUGCUUAUUCCGACAAAAAAAACAAAUGCUGCCUUUCCGUGUAGCGUAGCUUAUAUGCCCUUAAAAACACUGCCUUUAUUGCUCCAUUCCGGAUCUUAAAAAGCCCGACUGUAUGGCUGUCCAUUUGGGUGCUCUGCAUCGCUUUUGACUUUGAGACUAUAGCCUCGUCGGUUUAUGGUGUCUCCUGUGUGCGGAGCAGAGGUCAUUGAGCGCCACCGUGGCCUUCACACAGAACUUGUGUCAUGUGGUCUGGUGGGCCCCACACACCACUCCCUCGUCACUGUCUCUUGGCCACAAACAAGGAAAGGACGUGUUUUGCCCUGCUUAGCCGAAAUAUGCACACGAAGACAUUGUGCUUAUUACUUGCAUUUCUAGGCACACAUCAGUGCGCACCCUAAUGUGUCGGAGUGGAUGCCUACCACGUGUUUGUAAUUCUGGGUUGUGUAACUUUGCGGCAACCAUCAAAAAUACAACUGCGUCAGCGUCCUACGCCAUGUCUAUAUUAAAAUAUUUAGGCAUGGUGGCAUUCAUGUUGUAAAUUCGGAUGCCAAGCAUGUCUCCAUGUUCUGUUCCCCUUCUGAAGUACAAUGGCGGACAAGCGGUUGUGCGUAAUCGAUAAAUGGAUGUCUUGCCAAAUUAGUUUAAUGUGUAUAGUUUUACCAUUCAUCUCUUUUUUUGCAGUGCAACGUUUCAUUUAUUGAGCUGGCAGGAAUUCACAUGUGGGAUAUAUUUACAAAUGGAACAGUCCUUUAAAACGUCAGCAUCGCAGUAGAAGCUUUACGCAUUUGAAAUCAAAUAACUGCACACUUAUCUCCACCUCGUGGUGGUAAAAUGAUUCCCCGUUUUUCUUGGCCAUUACUUAGAUGGAAUUUAUGGAUAAUGAAAAUGGCUUUAUGGUCAUUUGGGGUGAUGCAACUAUGAUGCUUAACUUGAUUCUCACUGGUUACAUCAGUAUGCUUAAUUAUUGUGGAGAGGCCAUCGCAGCUUCAAAAUAUUGCAAUAUGCGGUAGAUUGGCGUAAAUAUUCGCAUAGUGCGCAUAUAGGCUAGCGGUGUAAUGAUACGAUAGCCUUUUUCUCAAUACACAUUGGUGGAAGUCAUGAAAAAUGUUUGGCUAAAUCAUCAUACUUUGACUUGGUGCAGUGCGCGUUGCAGUCUGUUAUGCUAUCUUUGAGGGCAUAACAUGGCCAUCUUGAGGCUGUGUGUACCGCCUUACAUAGGCCCCACCCAAGCGUCCAGAUAUCUCUGCGGAGGCGGGAGUAGCAUACAAAUUGAAGGUCAAGUUAGUGUGCGCCUUAUAUGGAUUACUAGUGUCCUGUGCGCAAAGGUAGUCAGCAUGGCAUCCUCAACAGGAAAGCAAGAAAUCCAAGCGUUGCGCCGACAUCUCCAGAAACCUGAAAUAUUUCAUUAAAAUGUCCAAAUAUACUUGAGUCCUGCGAGAUUUGUUUAUGAGCCACCGGAUGUUUUCAUUUGAAUAAAACCUGCCAUUGUGCUGCGCGCUGUCGUAAGACUGCAAUUGUGCGUAGGCCCGUAUCCCCACGGCCCUUUUCCGCAACAUAAUUAGCUUGAAGUCAAAGAAAAAUGAUGGACGAUUUUUGCUGUCAGGUAUUUAGCGAUUUCAUUGUUUUGUCUUCAACUGCUGACACAUUUGAGUAGUGGACAAAUACAAUAUAGUUUCUUAAAGGUGGUUGAAGUCCUUGAUAGUCGCGUUUGGUCAAAACCCAUUCUGUAGCCAACAACCGGAUCACAGACUUUUGUGGAGAGGCGACUUGUUUUCGCCACGUUUAAUAUGUGUAUGUUUAGGGAAAAUGCAUCGUGUAUUUUACUGAAGGAAGCAAAAUUCGUCCCAUAGACUUAUUUUUGUUAUUCUUCAGCAACAAUGUGCAGUGUCUGCAUACCCAAAUAUUACCAAGACUGAAAUGCGCUGAUGCGUAAAUGUAAGAAUGAAACUUCGACGCCAUAAUCAUUUUAUUUCACAUAGGGUCUCCUUCAUCAACAUUUAAAGCAUUCUAGGUUUACAUUUGGUACCAGUGCAAUGAAUGAAUAGACACUUUGCACAGCGCGUAGCUCCUUUGGGGUGGAGGCUGUCCUUUGCAAGAAGCACAAAUAUUAUCUGAAGCAGCUUGAGAAACGACCAUUGUACAGACCGGAGACUGUGCUGCUCAACUUGACCGUAUCUCCCCUUGAUAAAUUUUGCUUGACAGCAAUGAAUACGAAUAAAAGCUUUCCACCAUAUACAUGUGCUAUUUUUUCAUUAUACAUUCUAAAGGUCGCGUUGGAAAUAGUGCUUGAAUUCUGAAGAAAGCGUGUGUUGAUGUAUGUAACAGCGCCUCAAUUUAAGAAAUGUGUAUAUUGUUUGCCAUAGGGUGGAUUUUGUUGACGCACACUAGAAAAUCAUCAGGGGCCUUGUGUAAGAUAUAA
This is a messenger RNA of Engraulis encrasicolus (European anchovy), 7415 nucleotides long. RefSeq names its product homeobox C12a (gene hoxc12a). Gene Ontology annotation, biological process: regulation of DNA-templated transcription. Gene Ontology annotation, molecular function: DNA-binding transcription factor activity, RNA polymerase II-specific; sequence-specific double-stranded DNA binding. NCBI's taxonomy places the organism in Eukaryota, Metazoa, Chordata, Actinopteri, Clupeiformes, Engraulidae. The record is from RefSeq and is a predicted model, not a curated record. The coding region runs from base 1287 to 2108 and encodes 273 amino acids. The transcript is spliced from 2 exons.